This is a messenger RNA of Echinops telfairi (small Madagascar hedgehog), 2604 nucleotides long. RefSeq names its product cytochrome P450 7A1. Bases 38 to 1552 code for a protein of 504 amino acids. Gene Ontology annotation, molecular function: cholesterol 7-alpha-monooxygenase activity; heme binding; iron ion binding. Gene Ontology annotation, biological process: cholesterol homeostasis; cellular response to glucose stimulus; bile acid biosynthetic process. Lineage: Eukaryota; Metazoa; Chordata; Mammalia; Afrosoricida; Tenrecidae. The record is from RefSeq and is a predicted model, not a curated record. The transcript is spliced from 6 exons.
AUUCUCCUCCCUAGGGAUUUUGCCCUGUAUCUUCAAAAUGAUGGCAAUCUCACUAACCUGGGGAAUUGUUGUAGUAGUGUGCUGUUGUUUAUGGCUUUUCCUGGGAAUAAGGAGAAGGAAAAUGGGUGAACCACCUCUGGAGAAUGGGUUGAUUCCAUAUGUGGGUUGUGCUUUGCAAUUUGGUGCCAAUCCUCUUGAAUUUAUCAGAUCAAAUCAAAGGAAACAUGGUCAUGUUUUUACCUGUAAGCUAAUGGGAAAAUACGUCCAUUUCUUCACAAAUCCCUUGUCGUAUCAUAAGGUAUUGUGCCAUGGAAAACACUUUGACUGGAGAAAGUUUCACUUCACUACUUCUGCAAAGGUAUUUGGUCACAGAAGUCUCGAUCCAAGUGAUGGACACACUACUGAAAACAUCAACAAGACGUUCAUCAAAACCCUGCAGGGUGAUGCCUUGAACGCCCUCACAGGAGCCAUGAUGGAAAACCUCCUGCUUGUCAUGAGACCUUCAACUCUUCCCAAACCCAACACGGCUGCCUGGGUGACAGAAGGCAUGUAUUCCUUCUGCUACCGAGUGAUGUUUGAAGCUGGCUAUUUAACUCUCUUUGGCAAAGAUCUCACAAGGCAGGACUCGCAAAGAGCGCUGAUGCUAAGUAAUCUUGACAACUUCAAGGAGUUUGACAAGAUCUUCCCUGCGCUGGUGGCGGGGCUUCCCAUUCACGUGUUCAAGGCGGCACACAAUGCCCGGGAGAAGCUGGCCGAAGACCUGAGGUCCGAGAACCUCCGCCGACGAGACCGUGUGUCCGAUCUGGUUAGCAUGCGCAUGCUGCUCAAUGACCAGCUCUCCACCUUCGACGACGCCGAAAAGGCCAAGACGCACCUCGUUGUGCUCUGGGCGUCGCAAGCCAACACCAUUCCAGCGACUUUCUGGAGCUUGUUUCAAACGAUCAGGAGUCCUGAAGCAAUGAAAGCAGCUAUUGAAGAAGUGAAUAAAACAUUAGAGAAUGCUGGUCAAAAAAUUAGCUUUGAAGGCAAUCCUGUCUGCCUGAACCAAAUGCAGCUGAAUGAUAUGCCAGUGCUAGAUAGCAUCAUCAAGGAGUCUCUAAGGCUCUCCAGCGCCUCCCUGAACAUCCGGGCUGCUAAAGAGGAUUUCACGUUACAAAUCGAGGAGGGUUCCUUCAAUAUCCGCAAAGAUGAUUUCAUAGCUUUUUAUCCUCAGUUGAUGCACUUCGAUGCUCAAAUCUAUCCAGACCCGUUGACUUUUAAAUAUGAUCGAUUUCUUGAUGAAAGUGGGAAAGCAAAGACCAACUUCUACAGCAAUGGACAUAGGUUGAAGUAUUAUUAUAUGCCCUUUGGAUCAGGCGCUACAAUCUGUCCUGGACGGUUAUUUGCUGUCCAUGAAAUCAAGCAGUUUUUGAUCCUGAUGCUCUCCUAUUUUGAACUGGGGCUCGUGGAAAGUGAUGUUCAAUGUCCUCCUUUGGAUCAGUCCCGUGCAGGCUUGGGCAUUUUACCACCAUCACAUGAUGUUGAGUUUAAAUAUAAAUUUAAAUAUUUGUAAAUCUAUGGUUGGAAAAAGAGGACUGUAAAUCAUGUUACAGGACCAUAGAACACAAUCUCUUGACAGCGCCUCUGGACAAUUGCAUUUAGUGGAGUUAUGCAUCCGGUCCAGUUCUGUUCCCUGAUGCUUGUUCGUGGAUGUUAACACGCCGGUGACAGUGUCCGCAUCUCAGAAUCUCACUCUGCACUACCAGAAAAUAGUUUCUAGAAGCAUGAUCAUUUAAUUUUGAAUUAGUGAAUGAAUGUUCAUAGAGCUAGGUACUGAACUGUAUUAUUUCAGAGGGGGUAAAAUCUCUCUCUCUAUCCCUCUCAAAAAUUAAGGUAUUGCGAUUUUUGCAAUUCAUCGACUGGCUUUUUUUUUUCCUAAGGAAACUGCUAUAUCAUAAUAUAAACCACUCAACAUUAUUGUGAAAGAUAAAAAUUCACAUUUUAGUGAAACUGUGCUAUUUUCUUGAUUAUCUAGUGAGGCUCUUUAGGUGUGAACAUAUUACAAAAAGUACUUUAAAUGAGAGUAUCUUGCCUUUUAAGAUAUACUCUAAAUAAAGUUUAGUUUUGUACCCAAUAUUCAAGGCUUUAAAAAUGAUGAUGUCAAUUUUCUGAAAACAAAGAUUUUCCCUUUGUGUUUUAAAUUAUUAUUGCUGUAAACUCUAAUGUCUAUGACAGGUUUUGACUAUAUGCUUCCAUAUUAAUGAGAUUUUUUAAUAAUUAAAAGGGAGUUUUUCUGUUAUUACUAAAUAUACAGGAAUGAAAAAAAUUACUUUCAUGUAAUUUGUGGAUUGUAAACUGGAUAGAAAUGACCACGAGCUUUGAUUAUGAGAAAUGCAAAGAAAAACAGCUUGGGAUUGUGUUUUAUUCACUCUUUUUGUCAUUAAGGAAUUUGUAGUUGAAGGGAAAAUAAGCCAAUAUUGAUUCGCCUAGCCAUUGUGUACCAUGGACCUAUGAGAAAUUAUUUUAAGUUUUGGAGUGAUCAACCAAGACAUUUUUAUUAGUAUUUCUCUAUCUAUUUAUAUCUGAAUUAUAUUUAUCAUUUUUAUAUUAAAAUAUUGCAGCAUU